Triticum turgidum subsp. durum (durum wheat) is the source of this 1323-nucleotide messenger RNA. Lineage: Eukaryota; Viridiplantae; Streptophyta; Magnoliopsida; Poales; Poaceae. The record is from the annotation of a GenBank genome assembly.
AUGGCGGCCGCCAAGUCCGUCGAGCGGCUGGCGCAGCGCCUGGUCACCCCCGCCGAGCCCACGCCGGCCGGCCCGCUCCGCCUCUCCUGGCUCGACCGCUACCCCACCCAGAUGGCGCUCAUCGAGUCGCUGCACGUCUUCAAGCCGGCCCCUGACCGGGACGGCGGUGACGCCGGCCCGGCGGGGACAAUCGAGCGGGCCCUCGCGCAGGCCCUGGUGCAGUACUACCCGCUCGCCGGCCGCCUCGGGUUCACGGAGGAAGGUGGGCUGCUGCAGGUCGACUGCGGCGGCGACGGCAGCGGCGUCUGGUUCACGGAGGCCGCGGCAGGGUGCGCGCUCGAGGACGUCGAGUACCUGGAGCACCCCAUCAUGAUCGCCAAGGACGAGCUGCUCCCGCCCAUCCCCGCCCAGGAGGAGGACCCGCGGAAGCUCGUCCUGCUCGUCCAGGUCACCACCUUCGCCUGCGGCGGCUUCGUCGUCGGCUUCCGCUUCAGCCACGCCGUCGCCGACGGCCCGGGCGCCGCGCAGUUCAUGGCAGCCGUCGGGGAGCUCGCCCGCGGCCGCAGCGUGGAGGACUUGACCGUGGAGCCGCAGUGGGGCCGCGAGGCCAUCCCCGACCCGGCCGGCGCCGUCAUCGGCAGCCUGCCGAGCCCCGCGGGCGCCAAGCGGCUCGAGUACCUAGCCAUGGACAUCUCCGCGGACUACAUCAACCACUUCAAGUCCCAGUACAACUCGUCGCACACCGGAUCUUGGUGCUCGGCGUUCGAGGUGCUCGUGGCCAAGGCGUGGCAGAGCCGCACCCGCGCGGCGGGCUUCGAGCCGGACUCCACCGUCCACCUCUGCUUCGCCAUGAACGCGCGCCCCCUCCUGCACGCCUCGCUCCCGCGCGCCGGUGCCGGGUUCUACGGCAACUGCUACUACAUCAUGCGCGUCUCCGCGCCCGCCGGCAAGGUGUCCGGCUCCACGAUCCCGGAAGUGGUGAAGAUCAUCAAGGACGGGAAGAGGCGGCGUGGACCCGUACCAGAUCACGUCCGACUACCGGACGCUGCUGGUGUCGGACUGGACGCGGCUCGGGUUCGCCGAGGUGGACUACGGCUGGGGGCCGCCGGCGCACGUCGUGCCGCUGACGAACCUGGACUACAUCGCGACGUGCAUACUGGUGAAGCCGUGGGCGCACAAGCCCGGGGCGCGGCUCAUCACCCAGUGCGUGACGCCCGACCGCAUCGCCGCCUUCCACGAAGGGAUGCUCGACAUGAACUGACCGGGGCCGAGCACGACGACGGAGCCAAAGAAGAAGUCGAAGACGGAGGCGAGAGGAAUUGA